Molecule: messenger RNA, 1509 nt
Organism: Trichoderma harzianum CBS 226.95
Lineage: Eukaryota; Fungi; Ascomycota; Sordariomycetes; Hypocreales; Hypocreaceae
Exons: 2
Biological process (GO): DNA-templated transcription; regulation of DNA-templated transcription
Molecular function (GO): zinc ion binding; DNA binding; DNA-binding transcription factor activity, RNA polymerase II-specific
Source: RefSeq, a predicted model, not a curated record
AUGACUCAGGCCGUAAAGAGAGCCUGCGACGCCUGUCACCGGCGAAAGGUCAAGUGCGACGGCAUCAACCCGUGCCGCAACUGCUCCUCGGCCCAGCUGUCCUGCACCUACAAUGCCAUCCCUCAGAAGAAGGGUCCCAAGGGCUCUCGCGCAAAGGUCAUUAGCGAGUUGAGAGAGACACAACGCCAGACCAGUCUGGCCGCCAAGAUCCACGGUCGCAUCAACGGCGGGCCAAAUGCUCCUCCGGCUUCGAAUCUCGCUCCCACUCCCGGUAUGCUGACCAGCGAACUGGUCAAGGAAUGCUCCCAGUUCUUCUUCGACCACAUGAACGCACAGGCCCCGAUCCUGGACCGGAGGCAAAUCGAGCAGCAGAUCCUCUACAUGGAGCAGAACCGCGAUGCCUACUGCCUCAUGGCCUCCAUGUGUGCCUUUGUCAUGCUGCAACCCGGCAUGACGAUUCCUUCUUCGGAUCCUUACAACCUCGACGUGAUUCCCGGCGCCAACAUUGUCUCGUGUCAGCUUCUUUUGGAGGAGACGUUGAGAGUCCGAAAGGGUUACGAGUACCUCGAGCAGAUCACCAUCAACUCACUGGCCACCAACUUCUUCCUCUUUGGAUGCUACUAUGGCCAGGAAAUGCACGAAAAGGCCUGGUACUACCUCCGUGAGGCCACCACCAUGAUCCAGAUGGUUGGCAUGAACAAGGAGGAAUACUACAUGCAGCUCGACGUUGCCGAGGCUGCUCGUAUGCGAAGAAUCUACUGGCUGUUCUUUGUCAUUGAGAGGUCGUAUGCUAUCCAGCGCCAGCGCCCCCUUACUCUCCAGGCCACCAUCAAUCUCCCAACUCUCGGAGAUGAUCCCACUGACCCCCUCGCCCACCAGCUCAACGGCUUCAUUCUCCUGGUGAAUCUCUUCCGACCAUUCGACGACGCUUUUACCAGCAUGUGGAACAAGGCGCGGAGCCAUCUCCCAUCCCAGUCCAUCGUCAGCCUGCAGAAGCUACUAAACGACACGGUCCAGCGUGCUCUCUGCCAGGAUCCUUCCUGGAACGAUGUUCACACGAACCAGCAGUGGCUUAAGAACAUGGUCUGGCAGCUAAGCAACGGAGUCGUUGCGGGUGGCGAGGACUCCAUCUCGUACCAGUUCCCUGGCACCAUGUCCAGAGAGCUGCUUUUGAAGAUGGCCUCGCACUUCCCCGGCCAGGGCAUGGAGCUCCUGACUUCCGGGCUUCUCGAGAAACUCAUCGAGUGCGCUUACUCAAUGACAGAGUACCUGGCUAUGCAGCCUGCUUCCCGGGACCCCUUUGCCCAAGGGCCUCAUGAGCACCUUGCUCAGAUCAUCAACAUUGUCAGCGCCUCAAGGAAUGGCGACUACCGCUUCCUGCCACUCCUCAUGAGCAAGGUUAGCGAGGUUCUUCCUCGUCUGGUUAACCCCAUGCUCCAGAACGUCCCCGAGACGAUUGCCAUGGCCCAAGUUGACAUCUUUGACGGAUUCGGCAACGCCGGCAUGGCU